Chaetomium globosum CBS 148.51 is the source of this 4620-nucleotide messenger RNA. RefSeq lists its product as uncharacterized. Bases 1 to 4620 code for a protein of 1539 amino acids. Gene Ontology annotation, molecular function: catalytic activity. The record is from RefSeq and is a predicted model, not a curated record. The transcript is spliced from 5 exons. NCBI's taxonomy places the organism in Eukaryota, Fungi, Ascomycota, Sordariomycetes, Sordariales, Chaetomiaceae.
AUGCCUGGUGCGGCGCGCGGUGGUUCAAACGUCAUUGACGUCAUGAGAGGCGAUUCCGGAACUCCAGGAGCGGGACAACGCCGCCCCCAGCGAAAGAAGGUGAAGACGAGAAGGGCGAUAGAGUCAAAGCUACAAGAAGAUAUGGAUUGGGAAGAGGAAAGCAACAUUGAGAAAAUGCCGAGAAAUCACAAGAAUCGCACCAUCCGGGUUGCAGCAGCCGACGAGGCGAGGGACGAGACCCGAGAAUCAGAACAAACCGUGGAUCAUGACCUUAACAACAAAUUGAACAUCAUGAAAGCAGAAAUUCAGACGGAAUUCAAAAAACUUAAGGACCAUAUGGCAGAGGAGAUCGCCAAAAUGACGGCCCAGCUGACUCAAGAGCUGGCACAGGCGCGAGAGGAGCUCACUCAAGCCCGCAGUGAGCUCGAGCAGACCAAGAUACAGCUACACACCAUGACUAGAGCUCAAGAGACCCCAUCGUAUCGACCGACGUAUGCAGACAUCGCCCGACAGACCCCUCUGGUCAGCAUUCCCACCCCGCCGACCUCCACCGGUCGGCCGGCGACACCGGAACCGACGUUCUGCAUCGUGGACAUGUCAAGGGUUCCGGAGGAUCAUGCCAGUGAAGCUACACCAGUAGCGCUUCGCAAGCUCAUUGAGCAUGAUAUGCGUGCGCCUGGCGACCAACCCAGCUGGCGCUGUGUUGCCGUCACAAGAGAUAGAGGAAGCACCAAUCGUCUUAGGGUCAUCAGUAGGAACGAAGGGGAAUUGAAGAAGAUCAAAGACAUCGUCGAAGCAAAGAAAACGCCGGGUGCGAGAGUCCUUCGACAUCAGCUAGACUCCUCAAUGAAGGCUUCUUCUACGCCGGAGGAGAAUCAGGGUAUACGGGGGUGUUCGAACGUCGGAUGCGGCCGGACCAGUGCUACAACUGCCAGCAGAUCGGCCACAAAGCGUUCCAGUGCAGAAACCGUCAAGCGUGCGCCAAGUGCGGCAAGGAUGGUCACCACCAUCGCAGCUGCAGCGAAGUGGUUGCCAAAUGCAUCUUAUGCGGCGGCCCACAUGAAUCAUUUAGCAGAAGCUGCCAGAGGCUCUACCCAUCUCGUCAUGAGUAGAACGCUCCGCCUAAUCCAGCUUAAUGUGAGGAAGCAAGGUGUGGUGCACGAAAGCUUGAUGAACGACAAGGACAUUCAGAACGCAACAGUCUUGGCCAUCCAGGAGCCUCAUGCACGUAGGAUUCAUGGCCGACUCUUCACAACCCCCAUGGGACAUCACAAGUGGAUCAAGAUGGUUCCCUCGACUUGGAGGGAAGGCAGAUGGGCAGUUCGAAGUAUGCUUUGGGUGAACAAGGACGUGGAGGCGGAACAGGUACCGAUAGGGUCGCCGGACAUGACAGCAGCAAUCUUAAGGCUCCCCGGUCGGCGAGUCUUGGUAGUAUCGGUCUACGUACCAAAGCAGGACCCUCAAGCUCUACGGGAGACGUGCGACAAUUUACACAAGACAAUCAUGGGUGCAAGACGAGACGCGGGCACGACGGUAGACGUGGUAAUUGCCGGAGAUUUCAACCGGCACGACCAGCUGUGGGGAGGAGACGAUGUAUCUGUGGAAAUACAAGGAGAGGCAGAUAGUAUCAUCGACCUGAUGAACGAGUUUGCCUUCGCAGUCUGCUUCGACGGGGCACAAAGACAUGGCAUCUCGGGGAUUCCAACACGACCAUCGACCUGGAACCGUGCUCGGACCGAACGACGAGCCGGGCGACCCUUGGUGGACUUGGAGGAAAUGGCGAAAGCGGCUGCGAAACAGUACCACGACGCUAUCCGGCAACAGAAGAAGAAGCACUGGGACGACUUUCUUGAAGACAACAGCAAUAUCUGGAAGGCUGCCAAAUACCUAAAGUCUAGCGACGACAUAGCGUUCGGGAAGGUGCCACAGCUCGUCAGAGCAGACGGAACAGCCACGGCCGACCACAGAGAACAAGAAGAAGAACUCCUAACCACCUUCUUUCCUCCCCUUCCAGAGAGGAUUGAAGAUGAAGGUGCUAGACCGCAGCGAGCUCCCGUAGCAAUGCCGCCGAUCACCAUGGAAGAGGUAGAGCGACAACUAUUCGCAGCCAAAUCUUGGAAAGCACCUGGGGAGGACGGCUUACCGGCGAUAGUAUGGAAGCAGACUUGGCCAGUGGUCAAGUACCGUGUUCUCGCACUAUUUCGAGCAUCUCUGGAGCAUAGCACACUGCCCAGUCAAUGGCGACACGCCAAGAUCAUACCGCUUAAGAAGCCCGGCAAGGACGACUACAGUGUUGCCAAAGCCUGGAGACCGAUCUCACUUCUAGCAACGCUCGGCAAGCUGCUGGAGUCGGUCGUCGCCGAAAGGAUCUCACAUGCGGUUGAGACAUAUGGGCUCCUCCCGACCAACCACUUCGGAGCGCGCAAGCAACGAUCGGCGGAGCAAGCGCUCAUACUCCUCCAGGAACAGAUUUACACCGCCUGGAGAGGUCGAAAGGUAGCAAGUCUGAUCAGCUUUGAUGUGAAAGGAGCCUACAAUGGGGUCUGCAAGGAAAGACUUCUUCAGCGGAUGAAGGCACGAGGCAUCCCAGACGAGCUGCUCCAAUGGACAAACGCCUUCUGCUCGGAGCGCACAGCCACAAUUCAAGUCAAUGGAUAUACAUCCGAGAUUCAAAGCCUACCUCAGGCUGGUCUACCUCAAGGCUCUCCCCUAUCCCCGACCUUAUUCCUCUUCUUCAACGCGGACCUGGUACAACGACGAAUCGACAGCCGUGGUGGUGCGAUAGCCUUCGUGGAUGACUUUACAGCGUGGAUCACGGGACCUACGGCGCAGAGCAACCGAGAAGGCAUAGAAGCCAUCAUCAGGGACGCCCUAGACUGGGAGACAAGGAGUGGUGCGACCUUCAAUGUCCAGAAGACAGCAAUCAUACACUUCACUCGCACAAUCUAUAAGACCGACGCACAACCAUUCACCAUCAAGGGGCAGAUUGUCAAGCCUCAAGACCAUGUCAAGGUCCUUGGCAUACUCAUGGACACAAAACUAAAGUACAAAGAACACAUUUGGAGGGCUGCGUCCAAAGGCCUGGAAGCAGCGAUGGAACUGAAACGCCUCCGAGGUCUGUCCCCAUCAACGGCGCGGCAGCUGUUUACAUGCACAGUUGCCCCCGUGGUAGACUACGCCUCCAAUGUGUGGAUGCACGUAUGCAAGAAUAAACUCGCAGGACCCAUCAACAGGAUCCAGAGAGUGGCGGCGCAAGCCAUCGUGGGGACCUUCCUCACAGUGGCAACGAGCGUAGCGGAAGCAGAAGCUCAUAUUGCCAGCGCACAAGAUCGGUUCUGGAGACGGGCCAUCAAACUAUGGACCGAUAUUCACACCCUGCCAUACACCAACCCAUUACGCAGAAACACGUCUCAAAUGCGAAAGUUCAGGAAAAGCCACCGCUCGCCACUCUACCAGGUGGCAGACACACUGAAAGACAUCGCAAUGGACGAGCUGGAAACCAUUAACCCGUUCACAUUGACACCUUGGGAGAACCGUGUACAAACUGUCACUAACGAGCCGACGACAACACGCCGGAAUGCCAACGACGAUAUUAUAUGCAUCGCCGUAAGCAGCUCGGCGCGAAACGGCCUGGUGGGAGUUGGCGGAGCUGCGACGCUGCCGGCAUCUGCAUACGGCACCCCAAAACUUGGGACCUUCUCCUCUACGCUUGGCUCAAGGUCAGAACAAAAUCCAUACUCUAGGGAACUUGCGGCCAUCGAACGAGCAUUAGGCACACUGCCAACGUUUAGAUCUAGCCGCAUCGAGCUCUCAACACGCAACAAAGCGGCUGUUCUCGCGAUCCGACACGCUCGACGACAGUCCGGGCAACGGCACAUCUGCCAGAUAUACCAAUCAAUCAGAGAACUACGCAGGAACGGAAACACAGUAUCAAUACGAUGGUUCCCUGCAAGAGAAGAAAACAAGCUUUGGGAAAUCGCCAAGGGGAACGCAAAACAUGCCACUCGACAGGGCGCCGCUCCGGAAGUACAAAUGCCCAGGAUGCGGUCGACAACCCUCAACGUAGCACGGUCCAAGAGAGACAGCAGCAAUCACCUGCCAGACAAAGUCGGAGCUCAUUCCAAGCGAGUCGACGCAGCACUACCAGGGAAACACACCCAACUGCUGUACGAUCAUCUAUCUCAUAAGGAGGCUGCCAAACUUGCUCAGCUCAGAACAGGCAUGGCAAGGCUCAACGGUUACCUCCACCGAAUCGGAGUAGCACCGUCAGACCAGUGCGCAUGUGGACAAGCAAAAGAGACAGUGGACCACUUCCUAUUCCGAUGCACAAAAUGGACAGCGUACCGAAGAAAGAUGCUCGAAUGGUCGCUGACCGUGAGCUUCGUGGGAAAUGCGGGAAAUGCGGGAAAUGCGAAAAAUGCCAAAAAGGCAAAAAAGGCAAAAACUGCGCAGGGCAAACGCACAUACGGCCCAGGCGAACGGGUCGACGUGCUGCCUAAUUGUGUGUAUGAGAUGACCGCGGGCAGCGAAGGCUGCACGAGAGUUAUGGGGGCAGCUACGGCGACUACCUUUUGCCUCAACAACUUUUCCUUGGCAAGGAUCAUUGUUUGUGUGGCGUGA